Molecule: messenger RNA, 2357 nt
Organism: Echinops telfairi (small Madagascar hedgehog)
Lineage: Eukaryota; Metazoa; Chordata; Mammalia; Afrosoricida; Tenrecidae
Gene: IQCH
Product: IQ motif containing H
Exons: 14
Coding region: 12-2147 (711 amino acids)
Molecular function (GO): protein binding
Source: RefSeq, a predicted model, not a curated record
GACACGUGUGGAUGCCAGCACAAGCGAAGCCAUCCCCUCUCAAGAAGCAAAAACCAAAGGGCAAGCGCAGAAGGUCAAGAGGACGCCAGGAUAGGAAGUUCAUGAAAAUCACCGAAUCUCCUCCGAUGAAAGCCCCGUGGGAAUUUGACUUUUACAUCUACAAUGGCGUCAUCGACAAGACAGCUGCCGACUUUGUGGCCUUUAAGCAGCAUUACUGGUUCGCUUGGGGAAACCUUUUUUCUCUCUUGGAACAAGUGGAGAAGUUUCUCAAGGACUAUGCCAUCCCAGAGGUCAAAAUCAAAGGGAACGACUUGGUCGCCAUCCUCCCCGAGUUCGAGCUGAAGAACAGGUUCACCAGGCAACAACUUCUCUCCGUGGUCGAGGACCCAGUUCGGGUCCAAAAGAUUCUAAACACCCCCGGCCAGAGGUACAAGGGCCAAGACGGGAAGCAAGAAGCCGCCCUGAAGAUCCAAGCCACGUGGAAGAGCUACAGGCAAAGGAAGCUCUUCCUCCUUCACCGAAAGCAGAAAUGGGCAUCGGGCGUGAUCGCCAUUGCCUGGCUCUUAUACUGCCACAGGGUGCGGCUGAGGAAGAUCCUGAAGGAGUCGCGACUCAGACACCUGGAGAAUUUCCGCGUUCGAGCCAAGCAUCUGGCAGCCAACUGGAAUCGCAUCAGGACCUCCAGGAGGACUAUUAUCCAUGUCCCGUCAUUAGGUUACCCCGAGUCUGUGCGCAGACACAUUGCCGACUUCAAGACACAGCAGAACAUGCAGCUGGGGCGGCUGUGUGAUAUUCUCGAUGACAACGUGAGUGUCAUCUACAUCUGCUCCCAUCGCAUGGAUGACGAGUUGCUGCUGUAUUACCAUAAAAUCCUGAGUCUGCAGGCAGCUGUCAGAUCGGGGGACCUUGAGGCCAGAAGUGACCUGCAGGACAGGUUCAAAAUUAUCACCCCUGAAGCUGUAAACAUCUUCACUAUGGUCGAACGGCUGAGUCAGCUGAUCACCGAUCACCUGGAAAUCCAGCGCUGGCUCUUUAAAAUAAACAAUGAGUUUGGAGGAAAUGGGACUGCAUUUUGUGACAUCCUCGCCCACCUCAAGUGCUACAAGUGGAUCCUCAAGGAGAGCAGCAAGUACAGCCAAGAGGACUGGCACAAGAGGUGGGCACAGGAGCCAGCGUUGGCGAGGAUCUCCGAGGAGCUGGCGGGCAUGUUAGCACAGCACGCUCAGCCAGUCAAUGGGAACCGGUUCCCGACGUGGGGGGCAUUCCUCCAAACGUUUCUCCGUCAAGGCGGUGUGAUGGAAGCAUUCCCGCCUGCAGACAGCAUCACCAACCUGACGGUGGACAUGCUGAUCGAACCCAACGGCCACAUCCGGAUGCUGUCAACGGGGGACCAGCUGCACGCGGACGGCCCCUUGAUCUCCUCGGGCACCACCUUGCCGCAGACCUCGGUCGACCCCCAGGCCCUGCAUUCUCUGUGCCUCCGGAUCGGGAAGGCCUGCAGAAAGAGAGACGUGGUUGGCUACUUCUCUAUCGACCUGGUGACUUUUAUUGAUCCAAGCACCCUGGAGCAGCAGGUGUGGGCCACAGACCUGGACUUCGCCUACAGUAACCAGCUAGCCCUGACUCAGCUCGCCUUGUACCUGACCAACGGCCGUCUGGAUUGCAACAUGAGCACCUUCGAGGUGCCCCGCUUUGUCCCGAAGAAGAAAAGGACCCACCUUGAGAUGCUGGCGAUGCCGACAUCGGCGACCUGUCGCUAUGCAGUAAUGACCACCCAGCUGAAGCACGACAACCUCUCCCUGGUUUUCCAGUAUGUUUUUUUCCAGAUCUGCAAGGCCCAUGGCAUCGGCUUCGACAUCGAGGACCGACAAGGAACCGUCUUUGUAUUGUUUGAGCACCUAAAUCGGAGCAGGCUGGGAAUGUUAACAAUCGGCGAGGAUCUCCAGGGGGUCCUCAUGACCUUUGCUCGCAAUCUCUUCAUCAUCCAUCAAGAAAUAUCAUCACCUAAUAUGCAAGGCGAGACCAAUUUUAAGACCAUCGUUGAAGAUGUGGAGGCCAUUCUGGGAGUAACAGAGGAAAACAAAAUAAGAUUUGCAGAAGACCAACAGUCGAAAGAUGACCCAAGAAAGCCUCUCAAAGCCUGCUAAGUGAUACCGGCUGCAUCCACAACGGGAGCUCCUGUCUGGAGGAAGGAAAUGAGAAAGCAAGACGAUUUCUUAUGGUUAGGACUAAAAAGUUCAUUCGCUUCAUUCUACCAGGAGGCAAAUCAGAACUUGGUAAGAUUGUAAUGGAAUGCUCUUCUUUUAUUGUUUAUUAAGUGAUUGCGUUUUACUGAUUAAACCCAGUGGAUUCACUUG